UCGAUUCUGUAAUUUAGACUAUUAUGUUCCUUGGAAUUUACCUAUUUAUAUUUUAAUAAUUAAUUAUAAUUAUUUUUUACUAUUAUUACAAUUGGUGUUAACUAUAUUUACAGCCUUAUAGUUAGUAAUAAUGGAUAUUACACCAUUAUUUAGAGCUUGCAUAAAAACAGUCAAAACACGCAACAAGGCAUUUGGUAUUCAAAGUCCUGUAAACGAAGAUAAACAGCGCCUAUUCAGAAUUAAGCCAAAGACUGUUUUUACACUUACCGCUAAGGAUAUUACGUCCCAAAUAACUAGAUUACGCGACUUUUUGCUAGAACACAGGGAAAGGUAUUUGAGUUUUUUUAACAAUGUUAACGGGAACGAAAUGUCCGAAGCCGAUAGGGAUCAAAUUGAUACUGGAGCGCAGAGGAUCAUCAACACCUGUUCACACUUGUUGAAAGAAUUUAGGAAUGAUAAUCGCAAGUUGUCUGUCUCGCAGCAGACCAGGGAACAUAUGGAUGCAGUUAUUAAUUUAAUAGAUAUGUACUUAAAAGCUGUUUGUAAAAUCCACAGUGAAUUAAAAGCACUGAGGGUCAAACGUGCGCUUGAUAUUCGCAAGUUGUCCCGUCUGGAGCUUCCACAGACUAAAUCAAAUAUUCCAAAUCCUUUUUCAAUUAAUAAAGGGCAAGAGAAAGAGGCAGAAACAGUGGAAGAACCGGAUAGUGCGAAAAGGAAAUUGAAUUUGUCCGAGAAUGAAACAGCUGUAAUUGCUGAUGAGGAAGAGUUGAGUACAGAAGAGUUGCAGAUGUUUGAAUCUGAAAAUGUUCAGUUGCUAAAUGAAUUGAACAGCAUGACAGAGGAAGUUAAACAGAUUGAAAGUAAAGUACUCCACAUAGCCGAGUUGCAGGAGAUAUUUACGGAAAAGGUAUUGCAACAAGAGCAGGAUAUUGACAGGAUAUCAACAACAGUUGUAGGUGCUACAGAGAAUGUAAAAGAUGCAAAUGAACAAAUCAAACAGGCUAUCCAGAGAAAUGCCGGUUUGAGAGUCUACAUAUUGUUCUUUUUGCUAGUUAUGUCAUUUACUCUACUAUUCUUGGAUUGGUAUAAUGAUUAA
Molecule: messenger RNA, 1096 nt
Organism: Achroia grisella
Lineage: Eukaryota; Metazoa; Arthropoda; Insecta; Lepidoptera; Pyralidae
Gene: Syx18
Product: syntaxin-18
Exons: 2
Coding region: 131-1096 (321 amino acids)
Biological process (GO): retrograde vesicle-mediated transport, Golgi to endoplasmic reticulum
Cellular component (GO): SNARE complex; endoplasmic reticulum
Source: RefSeq, a predicted model, not a curated record